Molecule: messenger RNA, 2181 nt
Organism: Phaeodactylum tricornutum CCAP 1055/1
Lineage: Eukaryota; Bacillariophyta; Bacillariophyceae; Surirellales; Neidiaceae
Exons: 4
Coding region: 1-2106 (701 amino acids)
Biological process (GO): transmembrane transport
Cellular component (GO): membrane
Molecular function (GO): antiporter activity; xenobiotic transmembrane transporter activity
Source: RefSeq, a predicted model, not a curated record
AUGUCUGCACACGACGACGAUGGCUUUGAUGGCUACUUGGAGACGACGGUUGAUCCAGGGUCGACCAUUCUGGUUUCUACCAUUAUUCUGUGUGGGCUGCUUUAUUGCUUCUUGCCAUGGAUGGUAUCGUUCGGAAACCGAUACCAAAAACGCAAGGAAGAAGCUGACCGGACGUUAGAGAGUUUGGAAACGGAGAAUCUUGCGCGCAGCCUACCCCAGCUGGACGAGGAAACACAUUCGUCUCCCUCUAGACCACAGUUCCUUGGCAUCAACCAAAAUCGCGUCCAGAACCAUCAGCAUGAUGACAUGUCGGUGUCUACACGGAGCAGUGUGGUGUCUUCGUUCGUUGAUGUCGUUCUCAACCCGGCUCCUUUGGCCGCGGGAGGUCGACACGCGCGUUUGGCCAGGUUAAGAGCACGAACACGAGACCUAGAAAAAGCAGCGCAGACAAGAAAGAAUGCCACUACCAGUCACCUCAACGAAACCAUUGGGGCACAGUCAGACACUCACUCCGUUCUGGAUAAACUAGAUGCAGAUGAAGUUUCCUUUCGUGAUGCCGUCGAUGAGGAAGGGCACGUUGAGCUACUCCCUACCAGCAAGGCAACGAACGGAAUAGAUCGUGCACCCCGCGACUUUGCGUGGUGGAGACUGGCAUCAAUUGCCAAUUGUUUUGAUCAUCUCUUGACAAUAGUAGAAUGGGAUUCUGAAACCAAGCAAAUUUGGAAGCUCGCUUUGCCUUACAUUACGCAAGCUGUGCUGACUGGGUUUGCCGAAUUAGCCAGAGUGGCAAUUAUUGGUAAGAUGAUUGGCACAAAAGAAGUUUCGGCCUAUAUUACUGUCAAUCUCUUUUUGGGCUUGACGAACAAUUUCCUGGGAGGCUUUGUGGGCAGUCUUUCCACUCUCUGCAGUCAAGCAGUCGGAAACAAAAACGAUAUUCUUGCUGGACAGUAUAUCCAGCUAGCUUUCGGUUUUUAUACACUGUUCUCGUUGAUAUUAAUGACCAUGUGGUCCUUUCUGAUUGACAGCACACUAGAGUGGUUGGGGUUCGACGAAGAGACUGUUUCUGCUGGUGUCGACUACUCUCUGGUGUACAUAUUUGUCGGCCUUUGCAACGGGGUAAACCACGGCAUUCACUCACUUUUGGACACGAUGGAAUACGAAGGAUACAGUGCAAUAAUUACAGUUCUUCGCGAACUUUCUGUAACAGGAGUGAUCUUUUUGGCAGCCUUGUUUUUCGACGUUCGACUCCAAACCGUUGGAUUUCUAGAUUUGGGGGUUAGCUUGGGAUUCCUGCUACUCAACAUACUAACAAUUGCGUGGACGGGAUGGUUUCAGCAGUUUUACAUAGGACUGUUUGGAACACGGGCACUCGAGAAUUUCGCUGCUGUCAAGGUCCUUUUGCGGACCUCCGGUUCACUCGCCUUCGGGUACCUACUUUCUUAUAGUGAAUGGGAAAUAUUAACAGUUUUCGCGAGACUACUUGGCCCAGCAGAGAUUGUCGCAUGGGGUUUGCUUGGCACCGUAUGGAGUUCACUGAGUUACGUAACGCAGGCUACGGCCGACGCGGCAGAAGUUCGCUGCGCUUUCUUGUUAGGUGCUGGACAACCGUGGAACGCUCGACUUUCGGCGUACAAGUCAGCUCUCAUGGGCGUAAUUUCUGCCAUGUUGACGACAGGUGCCAUAUUUGUAAUCGCUGAAGAUUUACCAACGUGGUUGACCUCUGAUUCGACGUUGCAAGCGAUGGUUGGUGACCUCAUUCCUUUGUUUGGUAUGGGAAAUAUGGCGUUAUCUUUUGGUACUAUGACGGGGACGCUGGUGGGCUCACAAGGAAGAUAUCGGCUUUCCACCGGGGUUUGCUUGUUGGGAAGCUGGUUGGUAACAAUACCAUUAGCCGCUUUCUUCACAGCCGGACUAAACAUUGAUCUUCAAGGCCAAACGGCUGCAGUGGUCAUCGGUUGUAUGGUUUCGGGCACCGCGAAUUGCUAUUUUUUACUACGGUCGGAUUGGCCAAAUUUGUCCAGUAAGGUACUUUCCGAAAGCGGCUCCGGCACUGACAAAGAAGAUGGGGACAAUCAUGGCGAGGAAGACCAGGAGCAGAGUUCGUAGCUGUUUUUUCCAACUCUCGCGCUCAUAUGACUAGACGAUUAUCUAGUUUGCGUAUAGGAAAAGUGUCUUCAACUC